CCCAGCUCAGGGGCGGGCAGGGGGUGUGGGGAAGGCCGCAACUGAGAGGCCAGAGAGGAAGCUCCUUCUGGAGGAAGUGAGCCGCCGGCCUCCCACCUCCUGGCCUGGCCCCCGAACCCCCCAGAAGAACCCCGAACCCAGGACCACCCCUCGUGCCCCGUAGGCCUUGGUUUCCUGCCUGGAGAAAGCGGCCGGGUGAGCUCUGGCGUCGGGGCCACCGUCCUUAAGUGCUGGGGGGCACGGAGGGAGGGGCCCGACACCACCCGGGAGCGGAGGCCGCCUGGGUGAGGGUGUCGCUGAAGUGAGACCUGGAGUCCCCACGGCAGCUCUGCUGCCCCUGCUCAGAGGUGGGUCAGCGUCCUUCCUGUUCUAGGGAGGAGUUGCCACCCCCGAACUUCAGCCCCUCUGUCUCCAGGUGAAGAAACUGAGGCCCCGGGGCCAGGAAGGGGCUUGCCCAGGCUGCUGAACCCUUUGGGCAGCAUCGAGUCCAGGCCUUCCUUAUAAGCACGCGUCAGGACCAGAGAGGGCAGGGGGUUUGCCCAAGGCCACACAGCCUGAGUGAGGAGGAGCUGGCCUGGGGCAGGGCUUCCUGAUGCCCAGGUCGGGCGCUUUCGUCUUCUCUGGCCGUGGCCCUCAGCUUGGGGAUUAAGGGACUGGGAGUCAGUUCUACUGUCUGUGUUCCCCAUCACCCCACGCUGCAGGCCACGAUGCAGUCCGGCGCCCCCCGCCCCAGGCUGGCUGCCAGUCUGACACAGGUGGCCGAGCAAAUGCCUCCGUCUCCCACAGCUCUGGGGGCUCCCUGCUGUGGUCACCAACAUCUGCCGUGUGACCCCACCCCCCACCCCCAGGUCUGAUUGAGUUUGAAAACACCGAGAAGACGGGGGGCUGCAGAGAGAGGAAGGAGGGGGCCAGAAGCCGCCAGCAGAGCCGGCGAAGCCUCCGCGGGAGAGGAAGUGGCCCGGGGGGCAGGAAGGAGGCUGGGGCGGCCCCUGUCUUGGCACGUGGCGAGCCCAGCCUUCUGCCUGUAACGAGGAUGAGGAAGAUGAACAGGGCCUCUGUCAACCCUGAGCCUUCCGGUUUAUGGGAUGGGAGAUGUCACCUGCUGCGUCUUCACCCCAGCCAGCCCCACACGGGCCGGCCGGGAAGGUUCCCCUUGAGCUGUACCCGCUUUGUCCUGACGUCUGGGGUAGGGUGGGGGUGCAUGGAUAGGAGGGCGGGGGCCGCAGGAUGGCGACGGGCGGCCGCUCUGCCCCUGCCUGGGGAAGGGCUGCGUCCCCACCGAGCCUUCGCGCAGCUGCGCCCUCCCCCUCUGCCUUUUUCUACCCCGUCACCCAGCGAGGGUUGGCUCAAGGCCUCGUUCUCACGGGGCCCGUACCCUGCCUAGGCUGGUGCUCGGUGACAUGUCCCCGGAGCCCGGCUUCCACCCUCCUUCUGUGCCUCUAGGUUUAGAGGACAUGCGUUUGGGGCUUCUCGGACCGUGACACCCUCUCCCGCAUCCUCCGUACAGGCGAUGGAGCUGGAGUCCUUGUAUGAUCUGCUGCAGCUCCCCAAGGGCAUGGAGCCCCCGGCCGCGGAGGAGCUCCCACAAGGAGGAAAGAAGAAAUACCUGCCACCCACUUCCCGGAAGGACCCCAGAUUUGAAGAACUGCAAAAGGUGCUGAUGGAGUGGAUCAACGCCACUCUCCUCCCAGAGCACAUCGUGGUUCGCAGCCUGGAGGAGGACGUGUUCGACGGCCUCAUCCUGCACCACCUGUUCCAGAAGCUGGCAGCGCUCAAGCUGGAAGCAGAGGACAUCGCCCUGACAGCCGCCAGCCAGAGGCACAAGCUCACAGUGGUGCUGGAGGCCGUGAACCGGAGUCUGCAGCUGGAGGACCGGCAGCCCAAGUGGAGUGUGGAGACCAUCUUCAACAAGGAUCUGCUGUCCACCCUGCACCUCCUUGUGGCCCUGGCCAAGCGCUUCCAACCCGACCUGUCCCUCCCAGCCAACGUCCAGGUGGAGGUCAUCACCAUUGAGAGCACCAAGAGUGGUCUGAAGUCAGAGAAGUCGAUGGAGCAGCUCACUGAAUGCAGCACAGACAAGGACCAGCCUCCGAAGGACGUCUUUGAUGAAUUAUUUAAGCUGGCUCCGGAGAAAGUGAACGCAGUGAAAGAGGCCAUCGUGAACUUUGUCAACCAGAAGCUGGACCGCCUGGGCCUGUCUGUGCAGAAUCUGGACACCCAGUUUGCAGAUGGGGUCAUCUUACUCUUGCUGAUUGGACAACUUGAAGGCUUCUUCCUGCACUUAAAGGAAUUCUAUCUCACGCCCAGCUCUCCCGCAGAAAUGCUGCACAACGUCACCCUGGCGCUGGAGCUGCUGAAGGAGGAGGGUCUGCUUAGCUGCCCCGUCAGCCCUGAAGACAUCGUGAACAAGGACGCCAAGAGCACUCUGCGGGUGCUGUACGGCCUGUUCUGCAAGCACAGACAGCAGGCACACAGGGGCACGACGCCCCAGGGAGCCCCGAAUUGACCCUCGUCGGCCCCACAGCCUGCCUGCAAGCCCAGUCGGAGGCUCCGAGGCUGCAGGGGUCCUCCCACAGUCCCACUGUUCUCUGUGUGUUCGCGACCCAUUUCCCUCCCACCCCACCUCCUGUCUCCGUCAUCGGAUUAUCUUUGAACCCCCUCGAGUGGAUCAUGUUGAGCUGCCUGGCCUUGCUCAGUUUAUUUUAAUAAAAGUAUUGCUGG
Saimiri boliviensis boliviensis (Bolivian squirrel monkey) is the source of this 2721-nucleotide messenger RNA. The record is from RefSeq and is a predicted model, not a curated record. NCBI's taxonomy places the organism in Eukaryota, Metazoa, Chordata, Mammalia, Primates, Cebidae.